CAAAAAAAAGAAAGAAGAAACAAGAAGAAGAAAAAACAGAAAGACCGGUCGAAAGGGUAAAAAAUAGUCUUUGCGGAGAAGAAAAGAUCAACCACUUUUCUGUCUCUGUUGCAAUUUCCUCAAGUAUACUCGACCCCGAUCCAUCUCUUAUCUGCGUCUUUGAAUGUGUUUACGUUAGUUUGCAUCAUAGCACAGACAAUGCCGAAUUGGGAGCUGAAGAGUUGUUGCAAGCAUGACCAGGUCAUGUUCUUAGCGACUAUUGGAGUCUAUACCGUGGUGAUCCUAGCGCUAUGGAGGACAAUACUACUCACGCCUUUUAAGCUCAUUACAGUUUUCCUUCAUGAAGCAAGCCAUGCAAUUGCUUGUAUACUCACAUGUGGCAAGGUUGAGGGUAUCCAGGUUCAUGCAAAUGAGGGUGGGGCGACGCAAACACGUGGUGGUAUAUAUUGGCUGAUUUUGCCUGCAGGAUAUCUGGGUUCAUCAUUUUGGGGAAUGGCAUUGAUACUUGCGUCAACAAAUCUCCUUACUGCUAGAAUUGCUGCUGGUUGUUUCGGCGUUGCCCUGCUUGUUGUGCUUUUUCUGGCAAAAAAUUGGACACUUCGAGGACUUUGUAUUGGAUUUAUCAUAUUCCUUGCUGUAGUAUGGGUUCUGCAAGAACUUACGAAAGUCCGAAUUCUUCGCUAUGUCAUUCUCUUUAUUGGUGUGAUGAACAGUUUGUUUUCAGUUUACGAUAUUUAUGAUGAUUUAAUAUCUAGAAGAGUCCACUCCAGUGAUGCGGAAAAGUUUGCGGAAGUUUGCCCCUGUCCCUGCACUGGGGUUGGAUGGGGAGUCAUAUGGGGAUUGAUAUCUUUCAUAUUUCUGUGUGGAGCUGUGUACCUUGGACUCGUCAUCUUGUCCUGAGGUUGAAGGAUGUGGGGUGAUAAUCUUCUUGAGGCUGCAGGGUGUGCUAGCUCUCACUUAUUAUUAUUUUGAUUUAUAAUCUAUUUAUAUUAAUUAAUAUGAUUUGUCUCGGCAACAUUGUAGCUAUCCUUCAUUCUUUUCACCCAACUGUCGUCAUAGUUCCUGUACAGUAUUUUGUAGUGGUGAACGUAGUGUACACAAAAAAAAGGCUGUAAAGGUGAUUAAACAAGUUCAUGAAGCCCAAACUUCAUGUGCGUAAGCUGCUAACUGGUUGUGACUUGUGAACAUUUUCUAGUAUAAUCUGAUGUUGCCAACUGCCUAAGCAUGUUUUUUAAA
Messenger RNA from Rosa chinensis, 1236 nucleotides. RefSeq lists its product as uncharacterized. The record is from RefSeq and is a predicted model, not a curated record. Bases 199 to 900 code for a protein of 233 amino acids. NCBI's taxonomy places the organism in Eukaryota, Viridiplantae, Streptophyta, Magnoliopsida, Rosales, Rosaceae. The transcript is spliced from 10 exons.